GAGAUCGAGUUGACCACGACGGUGACUGGCUAUUGAUGCUCGCCAGCUUGAACGCACCCUGCCCUUCUCAUGCUCAUUCACAGAACAUACUCUUCAUUAAUUGCUGCUGUACCCAACACCACCAUCGCGACACCUGCAACUGACUGGCGUGCGCCACCUCGCCGCCUCGCCCUCACCCUUGCGCACUAGUUUUCGCGCACACCACCUGUUCACAUAUUUGUACCCACACCCGCAUAUCUGUACCUUAUCCGACACACGAAUCCCUACUGAAGACACCGACUAAUCCGAGGAGGAACUCCGCACCGACGCAGUAGAGGAGCAGGACGGACGAAGGAAGGAGCUAGACGACGAGGAAGUCGUACGAGUAGAAGAAGAAACCAGCAGCAGGGCUUUGGUUUAUUGGCGUUCUGGGAAUGGCCAAGAAGAAGAAGACGGCCCUCAAGCCGGUGGCGCGCGGUUUCGCGACGACGUCCGUGCCCAAGAAGGUUGCGCCAGCGCCAGAACCUGUAGAGGAGCCCGCGUCGUCGGCGCGUGCGAGUCCAGAGGCGGAGGCGGACGCGUCGAGGGGCGAAGAGGGCGAUGCCGGGAAGGAUGCAAAGGAUGCGGCGACGGCUGCGCUCAGUGAGGAGGAUCAGGCGCUGCAAGGGCUGGUCGAGCGGCUGCAGGACAAGGUGGAGAAGGAGAUCACAAGGACUGUCAAGACCAUCGAAACUGACAGGUCAUUCGCCAAGACGUUCCCAACCCUUGAACUGGAUAGCAUCGCUACAAAGCGCAUCUUGGAUCUUGCCUUGACCUCAGAUGUUCGGCUGGAUGGCAAGAAAACAGUCGACGAUGCGGAUGACAAGGCCAUAUCGAAACUCGGGACAACCUACGGUGUUCUGCGCAGACUUGGUUUCUCAGAGGAACGAGUGGAGGAGUGCCUUCGGAGCAUCAGCGGCAUCGACAUCGAGGAGGCGUACGACUGGCUCUAUCUUCACUGCGACGAGGCUGAGCUUCAGUUCAACAAGGAAGCAGCUCCCGACCCGUCUGAGCCAAAGACGCCUAACGCGCAUGACAAGGGCACCCCGCGCACGCCUCGAACUCCUGCGCAAUUCCUAGCGCAGCAGUCCACACCCACCCGGAAAUCUACCAAACCAACGAAGGCGUCCCUUGGUAACAAGCCACGUCUGGAUGCGCAAGCCCCUCCGUUCAUCCCUCGCUCCCUGUCGUCUACACCAUCCGCUUCUACCCCGGAAACACCUGCUUCGGAAAUGUCCGACCUCGACACUCCGCCAACUAGCGAGAGCAUUCCGCCGCAGCCCGACCUCCGCUUCACUCCCUCAACCCAAGACCUGUCGUCUUCUGACGAGCCGCACGAAGACUACGUGAAGAUCCGCCUGCACAUUGACGAGAUCAACUACCAGAAGGUCAACGGCAAACCGCAGGGGAUGGCCAAGUUACCCGCUUUGCGCAAGCAGCUGGAAGACGUGAAGCAGAACUAUUUCUUCGACUUCCGUGAAGCAGAGGAAAUGUACACUGUGGCGCGGAAGAAGGCUGACGAGGAGCUCCUGCAAGCCAAAUUGCGCGGCCUUCACAUUGACGAGUCGCCCGCGCCAAAGGCCAAGAAGGCCGACAAGAAGAAGCCGCCACCGGAUAUCAAUACUAAGGGCGAAGCACCAACAGACGACGGCGACUCUGAUGAAGGCGGCAUGCUUGCGCUCCUCGACGGCCCCGCCACCUCCGGCACAAACACACAAGGCAAGACGAUCCCCGUCCGCGACAUGGCGCUUCCCAAGCACUGGUCCGGGCGCACGCCGAAGACCAUCCUCAGCGAGACGGUGAAGAAGCUCGAUCGAUACGCGGCGAUCUCCUACAGCGGCAUCUCCGGCAGCAGUCGCGCGGCGCGCGCGCGGCUCAGCAUCCGUUGGGCGGGCGGACGCCCAGAUGAGUGGGCGAUGGAAGAGACCGCGUGCGUAGACAUGGGGCAGGCGGAGCAGUACGUCGCCCUAGUUGCGCUUCACGGACUGUCGUUCCCGGCCUCUGCGGGCUUCGCGGCGGGCGCGAUGACGAGCGCGGUGGGCAGUCAGACGUUCUUCAGGCUGCUACCGCCGGAUUUCCGGGACCUGUGGGAUGAGCUAGACGCGGAGCGAAGGAGAAGGGAGGACGCGGCGAAUCGGGAGACAUGGGCGAAAUUGAGGGGCAUACUUGACGAGAAGGUGCAGAGGACGAAUAAGCAGACGCUCAAGGCUGCGAAGUCGACGGCGGAUGUGAAGGAAGCACCCAUUGUGGAUGCGCCUGCGUCGAGCAACGACGCGUUCUCCGAGCAGCUUCAGGAGUCCUUCCGCGUUCGACAGGCGAGCUCAAGCUAUCAGGAGAUGCUGACCUACCGCAACCAACUGCCGAUUGCGAACUAUCGCCACGAGAUCCUCAGCGCGCUCGACGCUUCACAGGUUCUUGUGCUCAGCGGCGAGACAGGAUGCGGCAAGUCUACCCAAGUGCCCACCUUCAUCCUGGAGGACCAGCUCUCCCAUGGCAAGCCGUGCAAGAUUUUCUGCACGGAGCCGCGUCGUAUAUCGGCGAUCUCUCUCGCUCAACGCGUCUCGCGCGAGCUCGGCGACGCACCGAACGCUGUUGGCACGAAUGCCUCGCUAGUGGGCUACAGCAUCCGCUUGGAGAGCAAUACGUCGAAGAAUACGCGCUUGACGUUUGUGACAAACGGUAUUGCGCUGCGCAUGCUGGAGAGCGGGUCGGGUCAGAGCGGGAGUGGGACGGCGUUCGAUGAGAUUACGCACAUCAUUAUCGACGAAGUGCAUGAACGCACCAUCGAGUCAGACUUCUUGCUGCUGACACUGCGAAGGCUGUUGGCUCAGCGCUCCGACCUCAAGGUCAUUCUCAUGUCCGCCACCGUGGACGCGGAAAAGAUCGCCGAGUACUUUGGCGGCUGCCCCACCCUGCAGGUUCCUGGGCGUACUUUCCCAGUUGAUGUCCGCUUCCUCGAAGACGCCGUGGAGACCACCAAAUGGAAGGUCGACGAGAAGUCGCCGUAUGCCAGGCGCAGUCACGACAAGUUCUACAAGGGCAAGAACAAGAUCGACUGGACCGAAGAGCUCGGCAUCCGCGACGAGGACGAGGACGAGUCGUCUGACGCGACUGAGGACGCGAAGGUCCGCCUUGAGAAGAAGUACUCGCAGAGUACGGCGGAUACGAUCAAUCUUUUCGACGAUAGGUUCAUUGCGUACGACUUGAUUGUCCGCCUCCUCGAGCGCAUCUGCUUCGAGGACUACGAGUUGCAGUCGUACUCGGCCGCCAUUCUGAUCUUCAUGCCUGGCAUCAACGAAAUACGGCGCCUCAACGAUAUGUUGACGGAGCACAGGAUGCUUGGGAGUGAUGACUUCAUCAUCUACCCGUUGCAUUCGACCUUGUCGAGUGAGGCGCAAAGCUCGGUGUUCAAUGUGCCGCCGCCGGGGCAGCGGAAGAUUGUGAUCGCGACCAACAUCGCUGAGACUGGUAUCACCAUCCCGGAUAUUACCUGCGUUAUCGACACUGGCAAGCAUCGCGAGAUGAGAUUCGACGAGAAGCGCCAGAUCAGCCGCCUCAUCGAAACCUUCAUUGCCAAGAGUAACGCUGCCCAGCGACGCGGUCGCGCCGGCCGUGUCCAACGCGGUCUCUGCUUCCACCUCUUCACCAAGUUCCGCCACGAUAAGAUGGCUGACCACCCGUUGCCCGAGAUGAUGCGCCUCAGCCUCUCCGACCUCGCGCUCCGCAUCAAGAUCAUGAAGAUCCAGCUCGGCAACUCCAUCGAGGAGGUCCUCCUGCAGGCACUCGACCCGCCGCAGCCGGUCAACAUCCAGCGCGCGGUGUCGAUGCUGGUGGAGGUGCGCGCGCUGACGCCGGCGGAGGAGAUCACGCCGAUGGGCAGGCUGCUCAGCAAGCUGCCGACGGAUGUGCAUCUGGGGAAGUUCUUGUUGACGGCGGCGCUGUUCCGGUGCUUGGAUCCCGCGCUCACUAUCGCGGCGACGCUCAAUGCGAAGUCGCCGUUUGUCUCGCCCUUCGGGCUGGAGCAGGAGGCGGACCGGGCGAAGGCGUCGUUCCGCGUGGAGAACUCGGAUUUUCUGACCAUUCAUAACGCCUUUGCGACUUGGCGCCGAGUGAUUAACAACCCAAACAACAAUUCUGGGUUCGUCAAGAGGUUCUGCCGCGACAGCUUCUUGAGUCACCAGAAUCUGCAGCAGAUCGAGGACCUCCGCCAGCAGUUCCUUGGGUAUCUGGUGGACUCUUCGUUUAUUCACGUUGACCGCGGCUUUAUUCGCGAAUUGCAACGUUCACGGUACACCCGCAGCCGCACCCGCUUCGUCAACGUGCCCGCCCAAUUCGACGUCAACUCCGACAACGCGUUCCUCGUCAACGCCGCGCUCGCCGCCGGCCUUUACCCCAAGCUCCUCUCCGUCGACCGCAGCAGCGGGGCCAUGCGCACCAUCACGAACAACCAGACGGCCUUCUUCCACCCGUCGUCUGUCAAUUUCGGUCGCCGGCCUCUUGACUUUGGCGUCAAUCAUCUGGCGUACUUUACUCUGAUGCAUUCGAAGAAGCUGUACGCUUGGGAGACUAGCCCGGUCGAUGAUAUGGCAAUCGCCUUGCUGUGUGGUGACCAGGACUUCAAGUUGAUCGCCAACUCCCUCUCCAUCGACCGCAAGAUCCGCUUCCGCGUCGACCCCAAAGUGAACAUCGCGCUCAAGAUCCUCCGCAACCAGCUCGCGGCCAACUUGUCCCAGCAGCUCAAGGGCAAGAGGUUGGAGGGGACGCAGCCGCAGUGGCAGGAGCUGGCGAUGAUGGUGCUGGGGAAGGUAAAGUUUGAGGAGGAGGGGCAGCGGUCGAUUAUGUUGUCAACGUAGUACGCUUGUGUGUCAAGGUUCUAAGUUGGCAUGUAGUAGGACCAUGUCGCCAACCUUGAAUCUAUGGCCAGUGUGAUGUUGCGUGA
Molecule: messenger RNA, 4957 nt
Organism: Schizophyllum commune H4-8
Lineage: Eukaryota; Fungi; Basidiomycota; Agaricomycetes; Agaricales; Schizophyllaceae
Product: P-loop containing nucleoside triphosphate hydrolase protein
Exons: 17
Coding region: 414-4871 (1485 amino acids)
Cellular component (GO): intracellular anatomical structure
Molecular function (GO): ATP binding; RNA binding; protein binding
Source: RefSeq, a predicted model, not a curated record